Messenger RNA from Paramecium octaurelia, 388 nucleotides. The record is from the annotation of a GenBank genome assembly. NCBI's taxonomy places the organism in Eukaryota, Ciliophora, Oligohymenophorea, Peniculida, Parameciidae.
AUGCCAUUGAAAUCAGCAGCCUUAUUCGAAAAAAUGGAUCCUUUCAUCAAAAGUCAAGGAGCAGACUUGGUUAAGAAAAUCAACGCAGUCUAUUUCUUUGAAGUAUCAAAAGCAAAAGUUGAGACUCCAGAAGUAUGGACAGUUGAUCUUAAAAAUGGAAAUGGAGUCAGUUCACUUAUCAUAUCAUUGUGAUUAGUCGAUUGCUAAAGGCAAAGUGGGAACAGCUGAUGCCACAUUCACAAUGGUUGAUGAUGACAUGAUUGCCAUGGCUCAAGGGAAAUUGAAUCCUCAAUAAGCCUUCAUGCAAGGAAAGAUGAAAAUCAAAGGAAAUAUGGCAGCUGCCACUAAAUUUACACCGGACUUGUUACCCAAGGAUGCCAAAUUUUGA